AGGGGCAGAGUCCCUCAAAGUGCAGGAAACAGCCUUGGGAGAUGGUCUUGAAGCUGUUGCCGUGGCUGACUUUCAUCUUUCCCUCACAGCCUGUCCCUGCCAAGCCUUUGUCACUCAUUCUGUUAUGCCCUCCUCCCUGCAGUUCAUGACCAAGAACCCCCACAAGCGCCUGGGCUGUGUGGCGGCACAGAACGGCGAGGACGCCAUCAAGCAGCACCCGUUCUUCAAGGAGAUCGACUGGGUUCUCCUGGAGCAGAAGAAGAUCAAGCCGCCCUUCAAGCCUCGAAUUAAAACCAAAAGAGACGUCAAUAACUUUGACCAAGACUUUACCCGGGAAGAGCCUGUCCUCACGCUCGUGGAUGAAGCAAUCGUGAAGCAGAUCAACCAGGAGGAAUUCAAAGGCUUCUCCUACUUUGGCGAAGACCUGAUGCCCUGAGAAGCUGUUCCAGGUGGAGUUUGGUGACGCUGCAGGAAAGGGUGCCGAGAAGAGUCCUAUUUCUGGAGGCUCAGAAGGCCUUGAACUGCCUGUCCUGUUCUCCAGAGCCCCAGUCCCUCGUCUACCCUCUAUUUAUUGUGUUCCCUCACCCCAGGCGGGCUCCUCCC
This is a messenger RNA of Panthera uncia (snow leopard), 603 nucleotides long. Its product is annotated as protein kinase C epsilon type-like. Gene Ontology annotation, biological process: protein phosphorylation. The record is from RefSeq and is a predicted model, not a curated record. The coding region runs from base 125 to 436 and encodes 103 amino acids. NCBI's taxonomy places the organism in Eukaryota, Metazoa, Chordata, Mammalia, Carnivora, Felidae. The transcript has 2 exons. Gene Ontology annotation, molecular function: ATP binding; protein serine/threonine kinase activity.